This is a messenger RNA of Odobenus rosmarus divergens (Pacific walrus), 589 nucleotides long. It is a transcript of the gene LDAF1, whose product is annotated as transmembrane protein 159. The coding region runs from base 91 to 501 and encodes 136 amino acids. The transcript is spliced from 3 exons. Lineage: Eukaryota; Metazoa; Chordata; Mammalia; Carnivora; Odobenidae. The record is from RefSeq and is a predicted model, not a curated record.
GCAGACCCUGGUCAGCGCGGCAGCCAGGACCGUGACGCAAGAGACUGGGUGACAUGAGACAUUCGACUGUGCCCUGCCCUGGACAGCUUAAUGGUAGAAGCAUUAAUCCCUAAAGAGACAGGAGUGGGUUUCAGGAUGGCAAAAGAGGAGCCCCCGAGUACCUCAAAGGACUUGCAGGAGCUGCAGAAGAAGCUGUCUUUGCUGAUAGAAUCCAUCCAGAAUAACUCAAAGGUGGUUGCCUUCAUGAAGUCUCCGGUGGGGCAGUACCUGGACAGGCACCCUUUCAUGGCCCUCACCGUGCUGGUGUUUGUGGUCAUGUCAGCCGUUCCUGUCGGGUUCUUCUUGCUCGUUGUGGUGCUUACCUCCCUGGCUGCUUUUGUGGGAGUCAUUUUACUGGAAGGUAUCCUGCUCAUCUGUUCAGCACCUUUGGAAAAUGAUUCAGCUGGGGGCACGGGUAUUUAUUGGGUAGCUGCCACUCUCAUCCAAUGUUCCUGUUCCUGAAAAGGUCACAGUGACCGAGGCGGAUUGUCAGAGUAGUUACAAGAUGGACUUUGGAGUCCACAUUAGAAUCCUACCUCCACCAGUGUGA